This is a messenger RNA of Gossypium arboreum, 2493 nucleotides long. RefSeq lists its product as uncharacterized. Gene Ontology annotation, molecular function: identical protein binding; CTP synthase activity. NCBI's taxonomy places the organism in Eukaryota, Viridiplantae, Streptophyta, Magnoliopsida, Malvales, Malvaceae. Bases 286 to 2073 code for a protein of 595 amino acids. The transcript is spliced from 22 exons. Gene Ontology annotation, biological process: pyrimidine nucleobase biosynthetic process; CTP biosynthetic process. The record is from RefSeq and is a predicted model, not a curated record.
CCCUGUAAUAGAAUUUUAAUGAGAAAAAUUUCAAUGUCAGCUGGUGAAAUUCACUGUAUAUCCAAAACCAACCUUGUACUAAAGCAGUGCGGUACCCUAAAAAGGUUUCGGUUAUUCAUGCUUUCAAAGACCCAUUUGUUUAUUUAAAAGGCUGAAAAACCUGGAAAGCGACUUCCAGUAAAGGUCGUUUACGCUUCUUCUUCUUCAUCUUCAAACAAUCAAACACUUUGCCUGCAAUACAAUUCACCAUCACCUUAAUCCACUGUUUCUUCAAAGAAAACUGAAAUGAAGUACGUUUUGAUUACUGGAGGAGUCGUAAGUGGACUUGGCAAGGGCGUCACCGCCAGUAGCAUAGGCGUUGUUCUUCAAGCCUGUGGCCUUCGUGUUACUUCCAUUAAAAUUGAUCCUUAUCUCAACACGGAUGCUGGAACCAUGUCGCCUUUUGAACAUGGGGAGGUUUUUGUUCUUGAUGAUGGUGGAGAGGUCGAUUUGGAUUUGGGUAAUUAUGAGCGUUUCCUAGAUGUCACCCUUACUAAAGACAACAACGUUACUACUGGAAAGAUUUAUCAGUCUGUCCUUGAUAAGGAACGAAAAGGUGAUUAUCUCGGAAAGACCGUUCAGGUGACUUUUGUUAUUACCGAUCAUCUAUCUACUUUUGUAUGCAUGAAGAAAGUAACAAAUAACAAUAAGUUCAUGUCCUUUUCACUUUUGUGUGGAUCCCAGGUUGUUCCACACAUCACAGAUGCUAUUAAGGAUAGGAUCGAGGCAGUUGCUCUUAUUCCUGUGGAUGGAAAAGAGGGUCCUGCUGAUGUCUGUGUGAUAGAGUUGGGAGGCACUGUUGGUGACAUUGAAUCAAUGCCAUUCAUUGAGGCUUUACGACAGUUGUCCUUUUCAGUUGGGAAAGAUAACUUCUGCCUCAUUCAUGUCAGCCUAAUACCUGUGCUGGGUGUAGUUGGAGAGCAAAAAACUAAGCCUACACAACAUAGUGUCCGAGAACUUAGAGCAUUAGGCUUGACUCCUCAUCUGCUUGCAUGUCGCUCAGCUCAGCCAUUAUUGGAUAAUACAAAGAUGAAACUUUCACAAUUUUGUCAUGUUGAGGCUGCGAACAUCCUAAAUAUUCAUGAUGUUCCCAACAUUUGGCAUAUUCCUCUUUUACUUAGAAACCAAAAUGCUCAUCAUUCAAUUCUGAAACAGCUCAAUUUGCUCAGCAUUGCCACACCUCCAGAUUUAGAAGCUUGGACCAGGAGGGCAGAAACAUUUGAUAAUCUCACUGAUUCUGUGCGGAUUGCAAUGGUGGGAAAGUAUGUUGGUCUGACAGACUCAUAUCUAUCCGUUGUGAAGGCACUUUUACAUGCUUGCAUUGCAUGCUCUUUGAAGCCUUCUAUUGACUGGAUUGCAGCUUCAGACCUUGAGGAUGAUACUGCCCAAUCGGCACCAGAAGCUUAUGCUGCUGCGUGGAAGAGUUUAAGAAAUGCUGAGUGUGUUCUAGUUCCUGGUGGAUUUGGAGAUCGUGGUGUGAGUGGAAUGAUAUUGGCUGCAAAAUAUGCUAGAGAGAACAAUGCUCCCUAUCUUGGCAUUUGCUUGGGCAUGCAGAUCUCUGUCAUUGAGUAUGCCAGAUCUGUUCUUGGUUUAGAAAAGGCAAACAGUAAUGAGUUUGAUGAUGAGACACCUGAUCCUGUUGUCAUUUUUAUGCCUGAAGGCUCCAGAACACAUAUGGGAAGCACAAUGAGACUGGGAUCUCGAAGAACACUAUUUCAGACCCCUGAUUGUGUUACUUCUAAAUUGUACUGCAAUCCGUAUUAUGUAGAUGAACGACACCGGCACAGAUAUGAGGUAAACCCAGAUGUCAUCGGGGUUCUUGAAGAAGCUGGGCUAAAAUUUGUUGGGAAGGAUGAAACUGGGAAAAGGAUGGAGGUUCUGGAGCUUCCAAGUCAUCCAUUUUAUGUUGGUGUGCAGUUUCAUCCAGAAUUUAAAUCACGGCCGGGGAAGCCUUCAGCUCUAUUUUUAGGUCUUAUAUUAGCUGCAAGGGGAAAAUUAGAAGCAUAUCUUACAAGGCAUCAAAAUGGAAGUUGAUUUACUAGUUAUAUCGAUACAUCCAAAUCAGUUUUACAAGGAGGAAAUUGGUAGAUUGGAGGUCUUGUGUUAUAGGUAUACCCAAAGAGGGUUCCUCAAGUGAAUCUUAUUGCAAUAGAAUUCGAGUUAAGGCACAUAUUAUGGUUGGAGCUCUUACUCGAUGUGUUGUUUCUUAUCUGCUGUGAUCCAGGAAUAUAACCUGAUGAUAUAUUCACAGGCCAAAUUUUCGGGGUGAGUUCCUGAAAAUUGUAGCUCUAUGUUUGAAAGUUAUAUAACAAUUUUUUAUUGAUUUCCUUUCUAUUGUACAAGUUUUUUUUAAUUGGAUGUAACUCAUGGGAUUAGUUUCCGAGAAAAAUUCUCUCUCGCAAACUGUAUUACUUGGAUUUGUUUGUUCUAUACGAAUAUAUUCAAAAUUUUAUA